AGGGGCUUUGAUUGGCUGAUAGUCUGGGUAGGGAGGAGCAACCUAGCAGAGCGGAGAACGAGGAAGAAGAGCGUCUGUCAUUUGGAAAUCUCACGGUAACAUCGCGACUGACCACAAUGCCUGAAGCAGACAUCGCACUCAUCGGUUUGGCUGUCAUGGGCCAGAACCUCAUCAUGAACAUGAAUGACCAUGGCUUUGUUGUGUGUGCCUACAACCGCACUGUGUCCAAGGUGCACGACUUCUUGCAGAACGAGGCAAAGGGUUCCAAGGUGAUUGGCGCUGAGUCACUUGAGGACAUGGUUUCUAAGCUAAAGAAGCCCAGGAGAAUCAUCCUGUUGGUCAAGGCCGGACAGGCGGUGGAUGACUUUAUCGACAAGCUGGUUCCCCUCCUUGAGGCUGGAGAUAUCAUCAUUGACGGUGGCAACUCUGAAUACAGUGACACGACACGGCGCUGUAAGAGUCUAAAAGAGAAGAACUUGCUGUUUGUGGGCAGCGGCGUCAGCGGUGGCGAGGAGGGGGCACGCUAUGGACCCUCACUCAUGCCGGGAGGACAUCCAGAGGCCUGGCCUCACAUCAAAGACAUCUUCCAGAGCAUCGCUGCCAAGGUGGGAACAGGAGAGCCGUGCUCUGAUUGGGUAGGAGAUGAGGGCGCGGGUCAUUUUGUCAAAAUGGUUCACAAUGGCAUCGAAUACGGCGACAUGCAGCUGAUUUGUGAGGCUUAUCACCUGAUGAAGGAUGUGCUCGGGAUGGACCAUGACGAGAUGGCCGAGGCUUUUGACAACUGGAACAAGACAGAGCUAGACUCAUUUCUAAUUGAGAUCACCGCCAACAUCCUUAAGUACCGAGACACCGACGGUAUACAUCUGUUGCCCAAGAUCCGCGACAGUGCAGGACAGAAAGGCACGGGGAAGUGGACUGCUAUUUCAGCCUUGGAAUACGGCACUCCUGUGACUUUAAUCGGAGAGGCUGUCUUUGCCCGAUGUCUGUCCUCCCUAAAAGCCGAGAGGGUGGAGGCCAGCCGCAGCCUGACGGGGCCAGCAGGAGUCACGUUCAGUGGUGACAAGGCUGCCUUCCUGGAGGACAUUAGGAAGGCUCUGUAUGCCUCCAAGAUCAUCUCCUACGCGCAGGGCUUCAUGCUGCUUCGCCAGGCCGCCAAAGAGUUCGGCUGGUCCCUCAACUAUGGCGCCAUCGCUCUGAUGUGGCGAGGAGGCUGCAUCAUCCGCAGUGUGUUCCUGGGCAAAAUCAAGGAGGCGUUCGACAGGGACUCGGAGCUGCAGAGCUUGUUGUUGGACUCAUUCUUCAGCGACGCUGUGCAGAAGUGUCAAGAGUCGUGGCGUCGAGCAGUCAGCACAGGCGUACAGCACGGCAUCCCCAUGCCGUGCUUCACCACCGCCCUGUCCUUCUACGACGGCUACAGGCACAAGAUGCUGCCUGCCAACCUCCUCCAGGCUCAGAGAGAUUACUUCGGGGCUCACACAUACGAGCUGCUGUCCCAGCCGGGCCGCUUUGUCCACACCAACUGGACAGGCCACGGUGGAAACGUCUCGUCUUCCUCCUACAACGCGUAACGAGGAGUACGGCGGCGUACGCUUCAAACAAAAACACAGCAUACACACGAGUGCAAAAGAGGAUAUUACACAUUCCGCCACUAUAACCGCAGCAUUUUAGCUAAAAUCAACAAUGUGUGGUGGCACAUUUUACAACCGUAGAAUUGUAUAAUUUGUGUCCUUACACUGUUUUGGUUAAUGCCAGGGUCCACAGUGUUAACACUGGAUUUAAGCUGAAGUGUUGCACUGUACUGUACUAGGCUAAAUAAAGAUUUCAAUCCCUUUAUAA
This is a messenger RNA of Phyllopteryx taeniolatus (common seadragon), 1836 nucleotides long. It is a transcript of the gene pgd, whose product is annotated as phosphogluconate dehydrogenase. Gene Ontology annotation, biological process: pentose-phosphate shunt, oxidative branch; pentose-phosphate shunt. Bases 117 to 1568 code for a protein of 483 amino acids. Gene Ontology annotation, cellular component: cytosol. The record is from RefSeq and is a predicted model, not a curated record. Gene Ontology annotation, molecular function: phosphogluconate dehydrogenase (decarboxylating) activity; NADP binding. Lineage: Eukaryota; Metazoa; Chordata; Actinopteri; Syngnathiformes; Syngnathidae. The transcript is spliced from 13 exons.